AUGUCUUUUCUUGACAGUUAUCACAUUUCGAUAGUAUCAAAAUACUUUGAAACAAUUGAAGACUUUAUUCAUUUGGAGUUUGUCUGUCAAUUAUACAAAGAAACAAUGUCUAAGUUCCAUUACAACCCAAUUACGAUAACUCAAAAGACUAUUAAAUUAUUUCCAAAUUUAGAGACGCUCCAUAUAUGGAAUAAGUCUGAUGAAAACUUUGGCAAUGAAAUUCUUCUUCAUGUUGAACCCGAAGAAGACAACCAAGAUACAUCAGAUGAUUAUUGUUUCCAAAAUUGUGACAGUGUGAGUGACAUAACUGUGCCACCAAGUGUAACAUCUCUUGGUGAAAAUUGUUUCAGAGAAUGUCCACACUUGUCAAGUAUCACGUUAUCAUCAAACGUUCAGACAAUUGGUCAUCAAUGCUUUGAUGAAUGUGACAGUCUAAUUUCCAUUACAAUGCCACAUAUAAUAAAUGUGAUCAAUUUAAGAUGUUACUUUGGCACAAAAAUAUUGAAUGGAUUUAAUGUGCCAACAAGUGUCACAGAAAUCAACAACAAACCUUUGACUUCCAAAUCAGAUAUGACCAGUUUUAUAAUACCAGAAAAUAUCACAUCGUUGGGGUAUAAAUGUUUCUUCACAAGUGAAUUUAUCACAAGUGUUGUUAUUCCAAAUACCGUGAAAUCCAUUUGCAAUUUCUGUUUUACAAGAUGUUCAAACCUUGUAGAAAUUAACAUCCCACAAAGUGUCACACUGCUUGGAGAUAGUUGUUUUAGGCAAUGUCAUAAGCUGAGUAGUGUUACAAUGCCAACCGAUAUUUCUGUUCUCAAUAAACACUGUUUCUUUGAUUGUCAAAGUUUGAAAAGAAUACAAAUUCCAAAUGGUGUGACAUCUAUCGGAAUGUAUUGUUUUUGCGAUUGCAGCAAUUUGAGUGAUAUCUCAUUAAACGAAAAUUUGUUGUCUAUCGAUAAACUGUGUUUUAGUGGGUGUACAAAUUUGAGUAAAAUAACUAUUCCAUCCAAAGUAAAAUCAUUGGGAAUAAGUUGUUUCCAAGAAUGUAGCAAUUUGAGUGUCGUGAAUAUGUCGUCUACUGUUACAUCAUUGGGAGACUACUGUUUUUCUGAAUGUAACAAUCUCAAAGAAAUUUUAUUGCCAUCAAGCGUCACUUCUAUCGGAGAAUAUUGUUUUCCACCUAAUACAGUUAUUGAUCACAACAAAUAA
Molecule: messenger RNA, 1209 nt
Organism: Entamoeba invadens IP1
Lineage: Eukaryota; Evosea; Mastigamoebida; Endamoebidae
Exons: 2
Coding region: 1-1209 (402 amino acids)
Source: RefSeq, a predicted model, not a curated record